AAAUGAAUGAUUCCAAGUUCUACAGUGUUUGACCAUGGUUUACAUGGACUAUGAUUCCGUUGCGGAUGCGUUGUCUGAAUUUGGUUACUCCCUUCCAGAAAACGAUGAAAUUAUGAACAGAAUCAACUCUUUGGCGACUGAAUUCAACCUUGAAAUUGACGAUUUUGUCGACGAUCUUCUGGCAUCCGCUAUGAAUAUGAAGAAAAUGGUAGUGGACAGCGCUAUACUAGAUCAUAUGGAAGCAGAACUCAGCAAAAAACUGAAGAAAAAUCUCGAUGCAGUGAUGACCCCUUCAUCCUCGAAGCCUAAGCGGACAGCAUUCGGGGAACGACCCACCAGUCAGUACGCUAAUGUUUCUUGUAUGGAACUUGACGAGUCGAUCCAAGAAGAUUUCGGAUCAACCCAACUUCUUGGGAAAUACAGAGCUUUUGCGCCAGUUCUACCUUCACCUUCAAAUGCUAGGUAUCAGUCAAGAACCGAGAGAGGCAUAAUUGUUCAAGAGUCUCAAGGCUCAUUAUUCGUAAAAGGUUCAGCGGCAGGUGCUUCUGUCGCUGUUGAAGUGCUUUCUCCAAUUCCUUCCCAGAAGUAUGCUGCUGACAAGGCAUCCAAUGUGAUAGAUGCAAAAUUUGAACGCAUGUCCGUCUUCGCCGCUGCCUGCUGUGAUCAAAAUCCUGAGAUAACUGGUUGGUCCAUACCAGUGAAGAACUCCACCGAGUUGGAGUACGUAUAUGGUGAGAUUAUUCACGACUUGACUGAAAGUUCCGCGACAGGUGAUAAAACACUCUCACUUUUGAUGGAUGAUGAGAACGGCACCGUGAUUGAGUUAGAUUUCACUCGGUUGAAUGAAGUCAGCGUAUUUCCUGGACAGUUGGUCGCCUACUAUGGCUCAUUUGAAGGUGGUGAGCGUUUCGUGGCUGUCAAACAGUUUCAGCCUUCACCUUUGAAACUGUCACCUUUGCGAAGGCCUCCAAAUGAUGACAAUUUACGCAUAUGGUGUGCCUGCGGGCCUUUCACUACUGUGGAGAACUGCUCUUAUGAACCCCUUUGCGACCUGCUUGAGAUGGUCAAAGAAGAGCAGCCGCACCUGCUCAUACUGAUGGGUCCAUUCGUCGACAGCAAAAAUACUUUCAUCCAACGUGCGGAGUUUCCAGAAACUUAUGAUGGAGUACUUGAACAGUUGAUGCGCAAUAUUGCCAAAGCUCUGGACGGAUGUCGGACUGAACUCAUUCUGCAACCUGCGCCCUCGCGAGAUCUUUGUUGUGCUCCUUUCUUCCCCACGCCUCCUCUAGACAUAAGUUCCGAUGUUUGUAAGAGAAUGGGAAAGCGUUUGCAUUCGGUUCCUGAUCCAUGCAUUGUCCGCGUAAAUGGUAUAGAAAUUGCUCUAACUAGUAGCGAGAUUGUUGCACAUCUGAGUAAAAAUGAAUGGCAUCGCUCUGAAGAUCAAGAAAAUCGUGAUCGAAUCUCACGUCUAGCUUCACAUCUACUUAGCCAACGAUCCCUAUAUCCACUAUAUCCUCCAUGUUUGCCCAUGUCUACAGAAGAGAGUUUGAAAAUAUGUGCGCUGCAGAGUGCUCCACACAUUAUCAUUGCCUCGUCGGUUUUGUCCGCUUCGAUAAAGAACAUAAAUGGCACCGUAGUGGCGAAUCCCGGAAUAAUGGCACGUGGAGGCAUGGGCUCGUUCCUUCGAUGUGAUUUUGGGAGCGGUGGAGUACAAGAUGCUGCAAAUCUUGUUGAUAUCUCUAGAUUUGAAGUAAUCAGAAUAUGAAUUGACGUUGUUCAUUCUGCUCAAAUUUUAUAAAUGUUUGCAUAUUC
Cylicocyclus nassatus is the source of this 1812-nucleotide messenger RNA. NCBI's taxonomy places the organism in Eukaryota, Metazoa, Nematoda, Chromadorea, Rhabditida, Strongylidae. The record is from the annotation of a GenBank genome assembly.